Molecule: messenger RNA, 996 nt
Organism: Wallemia ichthyophaga EXF-994
Lineage: Eukaryota; Fungi; Basidiomycota; Wallemiomycetes; Wallemiales; Wallemiaceae
Exons: 7
Coding region: 1-996 (331 amino acids)
Source: RefSeq, a predicted model, not a curated record
AUGCCGAAAGCCAUCACUUCCUCUGCAUUGACGAAAUAUGGCAAAAGGGACCAGCCCUAUGAUGAUGAAGAUGAGAAACGCCCAGGUGCCCCGAGGACACACCUACGGCAAUCUUUGGAGCUUGCAAAAAGACCAAACAGCGGUCUCGAAUUUUGCUGUGACAAUUAUUGUGGCUUUUACGUGGACAAAGAAAAGCUGACAGCAACGCUAGUAUCGGAGAAGUCUUUUAAGGCUUUCCAACGUAACUUGCAAUAUUACCAUAGCGCUGGAAAUGAUUGUUGCUUCAAUAAGGAGACCGCCGAAAGUUGCUAUAAAUUUAUCAGACCAUACGAUCCGUCCAACGAAAAAAUCUUCUUGAAUAUGUCAAAAAAGGAUCAAGGAAGCAAAUCAGUCAGCAAGGCUCCACGGAGCUCGGACAAUUCCGAAACAUUUGUGCCUGCUUCAUCUAUUAAAAGGUUUUCCGCGGGCUGUACUUUGAGAACGAGAAGCGCCAGCAAGAAGGACCGUCAAUAUCAACAUAAAAACUUAGUGAAACAGCUACUGAGGAAACCGUCCUUAGAAGUGCCAGACUCGGACAGCCAGAUGCACUCUACAUCCAACAGCCCAACAGACAGACCUGAACAUGGUAACAUAGGUCCGGAUGGUUUGCGUAGACCUAACGUAAUGGAAAUUCCUUACUUGAUUGGACAAACCGAACUUCCACCUGUCUCCUUCGCUAAUGUUCAGAGACCUGUUGAACGUAGUCUUGUUGGCCCAGUCCCUGCUAAGAUCGCACCUAGCAGACUCUCCAUCCCCAUCAGGAAGCAAGACAAGGAUAAUCCAUCUAGGCCAAGGCUUCUACAAGAGACACUCCCGCCGUUCGACUUAGGUAUCAAUGGAUACGGAUAUUUUCCCUGUCUAAUCGAUCCAUCAAUCACAGUCGCAAAGGGAACGAAAACCACCGAUGUCUUUGCAGAUGAGGCUAUCCCCGUUCGUGGCAGUGAUGGUGACGAAUAG